This is a messenger RNA of Rotaria sp. Silwood1, 2220 nucleotides long. The record is from the annotation of a GenBank genome assembly. NCBI's taxonomy places the organism in Eukaryota, Metazoa, Rotifera, Eurotatoria, Philodinida, Philodinidae.
AUGAAAGCACUUAUUCUUGUCGGUGGUUAUGGAACACGUUUACGUCCAUUAACACUAACAAAACCAAAACCAUUGGUUGAAUUUUGUAAUAAGCCAAUGGUUCUCCAUCAAAUUGAAGCAUUAGCUCAAGUUGGUGUUACACAUGUAAUUUUAGCUGUUAGUUAUCUAUCAGACAUGCUUCAACGAGAAAUGGAGGUAGAAGCUAAACGAUUAAAUAUUAAGAUAACAAUAUCGCAAGAAACUGAACCUUUGGGAACAGCUGGUCCAUUGGCAUUAGCACGUCAAUAUCUUGAAGCAGAGAAAGAUCCAUUUUUUGUUCUUAAUUCUGAUGUGAUAUGUGAAUUUCCAUUCGAUGAUAUGAUUAAAUUCCAUAAAGAACACAAUUGUGAAGGCACUAUUGUUGUUACUAAAGUUGAAGAACCAUCGAAAUAUGGUGUUGUUGUUUAUGAAACAGAUACUGGUAGAAUUGAUCGAUUUGUUGAAAAACCACGUGAAUAUGUUUCCAAUAAAAUUAAUGCUGGUCUUUAUAUAUUUAGUACUGGUGUACUUGAUAGAAUUCAAUUACGACCAACAUCAAUUGAAAAAGAAAUAUUUCCUGCUAUGGCUACUGAUAGACAAUUAUAUGCAUUUGAACUUAAGGGUUUUUGGAUGGAUGUUGGUCAACCAAAAGAUUAUCUAACUGGAAUGAGUCUAUAUCUUAAUUAUGUUCGACAUUCCAAUCCUGAUCGAUUAUCACGAGAAAAUGGUACAGUUGGCAAUGUUUUAGUGGAUUCAACAGCUAAAAUUGGUGAACGAUGUCGUAUUGGUCCUAAUGUUGUUAUUGGUCCUCGAGUUAUUGUACAAGAUGGAGUGUGUUUAAAAAAUUGCACAAUACUCGGAGAUUCACUAAUCAAAAGUCAUUCAUGGAUUGCUAAUUGUAUUAUUGGUUGGCGAUGUCAUAUUGGUCAAUGGGUUCGUAUGGAAAAUACGAGUGUACUUGGACUUGAUGUAUCAGUACAAGAUGAAUUAUUUGUUAAUGGUGGUGUUAUAUUACCACACAAAGCUAUAAGUGAAAAUGACAAUGAAAACGAAUCAGAUGUACAAGAUCAACAACCAACAGAAGCCACUGACAAUAGUGAUGAUUCUUCACACACAAAAACAACUACAAUUAAUACCAUAGAUGAUUCUCUACAGCCACAACCAUCACAAGUACAUGAUAAUGAUGAAGAUGAUGAUGAAAAUGAUGAUAGUUUUACAGUAGUACAAGAAUCAAAUCCAGUUGAUGAUAGUUUUUCUACUGUUAUGUCAGAUAUUGAAACAAUGCCAAUAGAAGAGCCACAUAAACGACCAGUGCUUAAAUAUAGUCUUAGUUUAUGUAUACCAUGUACAGAUAAACAAGAUGAUAUGUCAGUUGUCACAGAAACAUUAACAACAACAUCAGCAACAUCAUUAGAAUUCACUAGAACUAAAAAAAAAGAUAAAAAUGAUAUUGGACAUAUUAUGAUAAGUUAUAAUCAUUCAACAAAAGUUAUAUGUUCGAAAAUUGCUAAAUACUUGAAAAAUCAUAAUUAUACUGUAUGGAUCGAUCAAGAUAAUAUAUCUGGUGAUGUUCUUACAUCUAUGGCGUCAGCUAUUGAAAAUUCUUUUGUUGUUUUAAUGGCUAUUAAUGAACCGUAUUAUCAGAGUCGAUAUUGUCGAUUAGAAGCUGAAUAUUCUAUGGAACAGAAUAAAGCAUCAAUUCCAAUGUUGAUGCAAGCAGGUUACAAAUCAUCAGGAUGGCUUGGUAUAAUCAAUGGUGCUAAACUUCAUAUUGAUUUUUCAAUACUUCCAUUUGAUGAAGCAUUUAAUUUAUUAGUAAGAGAAAUUGAAGCUGUUCGAAUUUCGUUAGGAGCUGAUGCACAUGUUCGAAAUGUUAAUGUAAUGCCUGUCAAUAAUCAAGUAACAACCAUAAUGAAUAGUUCAUGGUUUCAUUCACAAAGUGUUCACGAUUGGUCUGCUUACGAUGUUAUUGAAUGGUUAAAUCGAGAAAAACUUGAAAUAUUUGAAAAUGCUUUAAGAAACUUCACCGGUGCAACACUUUGGCAAUUAUAUAAAAUAAAAUUAGAUUCUGCAACAGAUUUUUAUCGAAUAAUUGAAACAUUACUUCCAUCAACAGUACCACUUCGAGUUUUUUAUAAUUUAACUUUCAUUUCGGCACUUGAGUCACUUUUUUCAUCGUCAACUCAAACAAUGCAUCGAUAA